CAUUAACGCACCCUUCCUGCAACCAUAGAAUCUUGUUCUGUCUCAGGAGAUAGUCGGAAAUUAAGCUCUCACUCGUGUCGCCCACAAUGGAAGAAAUGAAGAAAACUGGCGUCCGGCUGCCCAAGGGUAGACAAAGACCUAUAAAGACUGAAUGGAAUUCCCGGUGUGUCCUUUUCACCUAUUUCCAGGGUGACAUCAGCAGUGUAGUGGAUGAGCACUUCUCCAGAGCUCUGGGCAAUGUUAAGAGUCCCCAGGAAUUGAGCCCCUCGAGCCAGAGUGAAGAUGUGAUCCUGAGGAAUGAUAGCGACAUGCCUCCAAAUCAGUGGCGUUUCUCUUCUCAGUGGACAAGGCCACAGCCAGAAGUAUCUCUUGCCCAUGGUGCUACCAGCGGCAGCUUGAAUGUGUCUGGUCCCGUGGCUAUGGAUCAGUACCCACUGGCCCUGACUGCGAGCCCCUCCACUCAGCCUGGUGAGCUGUGGCAUUUCUCUUCUCUAGCCAGCCCCAGCUCCCCAGAGCCUGGCUACCCUCAUGCCUUCCCUUAUGGGCACAUGGUUCCAGACCCUGAGCCUGAUGGGAACUGUGAGCCCUUUCUAAGUCUCCUCCAGCACGAAAGAUGCCUAGCCUGUCCUCAAGGAUCUGCCACGAGGGAGAACUGCAACUCUGCCCUGAUAGCCGGAAGCCCGGGAUUGUUCCUCAGCCUGCCUCCCAGCUCAGCCCACUGGUCCUGUCUUCACCUCAUUAUAAGAAAAUAUACUUCCCCCCCAAAUCGUGGACCUGCCAGUGCUAGCCUUGCAAAUGAAAGAAACUGGUCUCCAGAAAGAAGACAAGAUCUGUUCUUUUACUGAACUUUGGCUUGAAGAAGAGAAUUCUUUGUUUGCAAACCUGCUCAUGAUUUUCCACUGUGAAUCCAGAGAGUCGAGAAACAUCACCAUCCUUUUCUGUUUUUUUUGCCACUAAAGAGCAUUGAGUCAGGAGCAAGCUCAUGCUCUCUCCGAAAUUGUGCACUUCUCUUCCUUGUCACCUAUGCCCUAGGGCAGGGAUUUUCAAACUUCUUAAGUGGAUUCCCAGCAUAUAAAAAUGGUUAAAAGAGCUGUUCUGAGAUGGGGAACAUAGAGGCCAACCUGCUUGUUCAUCCCACCUCCCACUGCACCCAUCACCCUAUUUCAUAGAAAUCAUGGUCCCCUUACCCCCAUCAGUCAGAGUCCUUCCAUCCAUCACCAACCACAUGGUAUCCGAUGGGGUGUCCCAUUUUCAAACUGGAGAGAGAUGACCAGGAACAGCUUGAAGCUUUCCAGCCUUAACCAGUCUGGCCAACUUCAUUCCUGCUUCUACUAAAAGCAAAAUGAAAACAGGAUGGGCAAGAACCAUUGAGAAUGGGUUGGGACUGGGGGUUCCCUGCAUAUACAAAGUCUGAAAGGAAGCUGAAAAGUCUUGAGCUGGCCCUGAUGAAUGAAAUACUUUCAACUGAAAAAUUUGGUUCCUCAGUUCUAAAAAAAGUGAUUUUAAAGAGAACUGCUGAGGAAUCUUUGACCUCUGAGAACUUACUUAAUAGAAGUUGAGCAAACUGCCCCAUUCCAACCUGGGCCUGUGGCUGGAGCAGAACUUACCUUAUCCAGAGCACUUCUUGGAUGCAGUUUCUGUCAGUUCUCAGUCUGACGGUGAGGAGUCUGGCAGCUGACACUCCACAGGUGUUGGACGUUGGCAGCAUCUUGUAGUUUUCCAGAGGGUCCCACCUGGAUUACAUAAACAAUGUAAUUUCUCCCUUAGCUCUUUCCCUGUUAGUGAUGGGAAAUAUUCCUUCUUUUUUUUUUUAGCACAGAACCCUUGGGGUCACCAAUGUUGGUCAUGUUGGAGAAGAAACGCAAGGCUUGGUCCAAGACAUGGCAGCAGGACUCUCCCUGCAAGAUUGUUCCAGAUAAAAUGAUGAUUUCUCCCAACUCACUCAUCUCCCCAUUCUGGUAGAAAGCCUUGUUUCCUGUGUGAGCUAGGUGCUUGCCCUGUGACAACCCAGCAGCCUCACCCACACCCUAUUUACUCCAGUGUUAACAGUUCAGAGGGUGACUAAC
Choloepus didactylus (southern two-toed sloth) is the source of this 2066-nucleotide messenger RNA. RefSeq names its product vestigial like family member 1 (gene VGLL1). The record is from RefSeq and is a predicted model, not a curated record. Lineage: Eukaryota; Metazoa; Chordata; Mammalia; Pilosa; Megalonychidae. Bases 87 to 845 code for a protein of 252 amino acids. Gene Ontology annotation, cellular component: nucleus. Gene Ontology annotation, biological process: regulation of transcription by RNA polymerase II. The transcript has 6 exons.